GCAAAUCCUGUGAAAUAAGUAGUGAAAGAACAUCUAUAAAUUAACUUCAUUGUGAAUAUGAUUAUCUUUCAGGGACACAAUGGAGGAAGAAACAGUGAGACCUUCCACAAGAUUCAAAGGUGUGGUCCAAAAGCCCAACGGCAACUGGGGUGCCCAAAUAUAUUCCUAUAACCAACGCAUUUGGCUGGGAACUUUCCGAACCGAACUUGAAGCAGCCUUCGCUUAUGACAGCGCUUCAUUGAAGCUUCGUUGGGGAGGUCCUCACCGAAAUUUUCCAUGGACGCCCAUUACCACCGAGGAAGCCAAGUUCCAGACCCAGUAUUCUACUGAAGAAAUUCUGAAGAUGAUUAGGGAGGGUUCUUACAUUUCCAAGUUUUUGGAAUAUGCAAGGUCUUGUAGUAUUGGGCAUGGCGUGGAGGUGGUAGCAUGGAGGGAAUUGUUUCGGAAGGAGCUGACACCAAGUGACGUUGGUCCGUUGAACAGGAUGGUGAUCCCUAAAAGAUAUGCCACUGAAUACUUUCCGAACAUUCAAGCCGGUGGAGGGACUCUAGAAUUGGUGCUCAGGGAUGGUGCUAUGAGGCUGUGGAACUUUCGGUAUUGCUACUGGGGGAGUAGUGGAAGUUAUGUGUUGACCAAGGGAUGGAACAAGUUUGUUAAGGAGAAGGGGUUGAAGGAGAAGGAUGUCGUUGUAUUCUUGGAAUGUGAUUGUAGGAUGACAAGGAUGCCGGGGAUCCAGAGGCUACGCAUCAUCCAUGUAGAGAAAUCUCGAUGCAAUGGUGGUUGGGGCGGUGGUGGUAGCAGUCGUAGCAGCAAUGGUGGCGGCAGUAGCAGCAGUGCUGGUGGCGGUGGCAGCAGCAGCAAUGCCACAGUUAAUGUUGAUGAUCAGGAGGAUAGCAUGGAGGUGGACUUGGAGCUCCGAUUAGGCUUGAAGACUAGUGAUGAGGAGAAAUCGAUGGAAGUGGAGCCAUUGCUUCGUGGUGGUGCACUAGCAGAGUUCGAACUCUUCGGCAAACAAAUUUUUUGAAGCCCUGAAUCACUUUUUGGAGUGAUGAAAAGUUUUCCAUUUCCUUCGUUACAUAAGGUUAAUAAUAUUUAUCUUUAAUGCAAAUCAAAGAGUCUGCUCGGCUCAGCUGUUGUUUGCUAAGUAUAACUUUGUGUUUGUAUGGAAAAACAAAUAUUUAUAUUUAUAUAAAAUAAUUAUAUAAUAUAAAUAAAAUUUUACAUUUAAU
Molecule: messenger RNA, 1229 nt
Organism: Rubroshorea leprosula
Lineage: Eukaryota; Viridiplantae; Streptophyta; Magnoliopsida; Malvales; Dipterocarpaceae
Source: the annotation of a GenBank genome assembly